Messenger RNA from Gorilla gorilla gorilla (western lowland gorilla), 2476 nucleotides. Its product is annotated as M-phase phosphoprotein 8-like. NCBI's taxonomy places the organism in Eukaryota, Metazoa, Chordata, Mammalia, Primates, Hominidae. Bases 356 to 1057 code for a protein of 233 amino acids. The record is from RefSeq and is a predicted model, not a curated record. The transcript has a single exon.
GCCGAUGGGCGGCGGCGGCUCCAGGUCCCUGCCCGGGCGCGGCACUGCGCAGUCCGCCCUCCCAGUCGCAGGGGCGCUCCUGAGCUUCGCGGGGCCGCCUCCAGGGCUGCCUGCGCGGAGGGCCGGCCGCGGCCGACGUGGGUGUUAAGUGUCCGCCCCGGUCGGCUACCCGGAGCCAAGAGCGGGCGGUGGAGCCUGAGCGGGACGUGGCCACGCUGGCGCGGCGGGUCCAAGCCCGCCAUUGGUCGGCUUCCGUUACGCCGCUGGUGUGGAGUAGGGCGGAGCGCGGAACGCGAGGAGCUGCUGGGGUGUGUGUCGCAGCGGGUUUUCCUCGGCGGUUUGCGGAGCUGCUAGGAUGGAGCAGGUUGCGGAGGGAGCGAGUGUGACCGCAGCUCCUGUGUCAGCUGCCGACAGCACUGAGGAGUUGGCCGAAGUCGAAGAAGGAGUUGGAGUAGUGGGCGGGGAUAAUGACGCAGCCGCGAGAGGAGCGGAGGCCUUUGGCGACAGUGAGGAGGACGGAGAGGAUGUGUUCGAGGUGGAGAAGAUCCUGGACAUAAAGACCGAGGGGGGUAAAAUUCUUUACAAAGUUCGCUGGAAAGGCUAUACAUCGGGUGACGAUACCUGGGAGCCCGAGACUCACCUGGAGGACUGUAAAGAAGUGCUUCUUGAAUUUAGGAAGAAAAUUGCAGAGAACAAAGCCAAAGCAGUCAGGAAGGAUAUUCAGAGACUAUCCUUAAAUAAUGACAUAUUUGAGGCGAACUCUGAUAGCGGUCAGCAAAGUAAGACAAAAGAAGAUACUUCCCCAAAGAAGAAAAAGAAAAAAUUAAGGCAGAGAGAGGAGAAAAGCCCAGAUGAUCUGAAAAAGAAAAAAGCAAAGGCCGGGAAGCUAAAAGACAAGUCCAAACCAGACCUGGAGAGCUCCUUGGAAAGUUUAGUUUUUGAUUUAAGGACAAAGAAAAGAAUUUCUGAAGCCAAAGAAGAACUAAAGGAGUCCAAAAAGCCCAAAAAAGAUGAAGUAAAAGAAACAAAGGAAUUAAAGUUAAAAAGGGUGAAAUAAGAGAUUUAAAGACGAAAACAAGAGAAGAUCCCAAAGAAAAUAGAAAAACAAAAAAAGAAAAUUUGUCGAAUCCCAGGUGGAAUCUGAAUCAAGUGUACUUAAUGAUUCCCCCUUUCCGGAGGAUGACAGUGAAGGGCUACAUUCCGACAGCAGAGAAGAGAAACAAAACACUAAAAGUGCAAGAGAGAGAGCAGGGCAGGACACGGGGCUGGAGCAUGGCUUUGAGAAGCCCCUAGACAGUGCCAUGAGUGCUGAGGAGGAUACCGAUGUCAGAGGCAGGAGGAAAAGAAGACCACGAGAAAGGUUGAGGACACUAGAGAGAGCAGGAAGCGAGAGAACAAGAACGCUUUCUUAGAGAGGAAAACUGUGCCUAAAAAGCAGAGGAAUCAAGACAGAGGCAAAAGUGCUGCAGAGUUAGAGAAGCUGAUGCCUAUAUCUGUCCAAACGCCAAAGGGCUGGAGGUUGAGCGGGGAAGAGAGAGGCCUCUGGUCCAUGGACUCAGCCGAGGAGGUAAGGGCCACGGGAGGCAGCAGAAAACCCGUGUUGAGUGGCCAAGACAUUUCACAAGCAAGGAAAGGGAAACAGUCAGGCUAUAAGAAAGUGUUUAUGACCAUGGGCGGUCAUAAAUGAAGAUCCUCCAGCUUUUGGACACUGCAGCUUAUCUCUUAGUCUCUGGUUUGUUUCUCUUAUAAUGAUUUUGACUAGAAAAUUAAAGGCUAAUUUGUGAGCAAAAAUCAGGAUGGUUUUUAGAGGUACUCAGAUGAUAUAUGGAGCAUUGUAUACUCAGGUUUAUAGCUUCAUCAGCUUAUUUUAUUAGCUUUUCACAUCCUGCUUGGUCAUUUCCCCUGUUGUCUUGAGUAUACCGCUAUUAAAUAAUAGGACACAAACCACAUUAACCAGUAUUUUAAUGCUUAUAAAAAUGUAUUUAAUAGAGAAUUUGUCCCAUUAUAAAAAUUAUUUUUAUAUGGCUUUGCAAAAUGGAUAUAUUUUCCAAAUUAUGAGAGUAUUUAUAUAUGCAGUAUUUAUCAAGGGCUAUAAAAAACAUCAUUUUUUUCAUCCAUUAUUUCCAGUUUUGGGAAUUUAUUUUAAGGAAAUCAUUUUAAAGAAGGAAAAGCUGUGCAUACGUAGUUAAUUAUGGGAGUAUUAUCUUCAUUAGUGCUACAGCAAAAUUGAACAACUUAGAAAAUGCAGUGGAGAAGAAAAACCCUACAUAAAUGUGAACACAGUCAUGUAAAAAUAUGUGCGUAAUGUAAGCAAAAAUGAAUUUUAAAAAAGAUUAUGCAUGUAAAAGUACAAGGACCAGAAGGGGGAACAUGGAGAAGUAAAAUAGUCAUGGUUGGUUAAGACUAUGGGUGGAAAACUUUCUUAGAAUUUUCUUUUUUUUUUUAAUAAUAAAAUUCCUAAAAGAGGGUUGGAAAA